AUGGCGUUUUCGAGAUCCAUCGCAUUCUCUGCGUUCCUUCUUCUUCUCCUCAUCAACGGUAGCUUCUGUUUCUACCUCCCCGGUGUUGCACCACAAGACUUCCAAAAGGGAGAUGCAUUGCAAGUGAAAGUAAACAAAUUAAGUUCAACAAAGACCCAACUUCCAUACACUUAUUAUUCACUUCCUUAUUGCACCCCAAAAAAAAUUGUGGACAGUGCUGAAAAUCUCGGAGAAGUGCUUCGUGGUGACCGCAUUGAAAAUUCACGUUAUGUGUUUAAAAUGCGUGAACCAAAAAUGUGCAAUAUUGUGUGUAAGCUUGUACUUGACGCCAAAACAGCAAAAGCAUUCAAAGAGAAGAUAGAUGAUGAGUAUCGGGUGAACAUGAUUCUAGAUAACCUUCCUCUGGUUGUUCCCAUAAAACGCGUGGAUCAGGACUCUACUGUUUAUCAGCUUGGUUUCCAUGUUGGACUCAAAGGGCAAUAUAGUGGGAGCAAGGAAGAGAAGUUUUUUAUACACAACCAUUUGGCAUUUACUGUCAGAUAUCAUAGAGAUUUGCUCACUGAAUCUGCUAGAAUUGUCGGCUUUGAGGUUAAGCCAUUCAGUGUCAAACAUGAAUAUGAAGGGAAAUGGGAGGAAAAAACUCGUCUAACAACCUGUGACCCUCAUGCUAAACAUACAGUUGUUAACUCCAAUACUCCUCAAGAAGUUGAAGAGGGCAAGGAAAUUUUCUUCACGUACGAUGUUGAAUUCCAGGAGAGUGAUGUGAAGUGGGCUUCAAGAUGGGACGCCUAUUUGCUGAUGAGUGACGAUCAAAUUCACUGGUUCUCAAUUGUGAACUCAUUGAUGAUUGUUCUUUUUCUCUCGGGUAUGGUGGCAAUGAUAAUGCUGCGUACACUUUAUCGCGAUAUUUCCAAGUACAACGAGCUUGAGACCCAAGAAGAAGCACAAGAAGAGACUGGUUGGAAGCUUGUCCAUGGUGAUGUUUUCAGGCCACCAAACAACUCAGAUCUGCUGUGUGUUUAUGUUGGUACUGGUGUUCAGUUUUUUGGGAUGAUACUAGUAACAAUGCUCUUUGCUGUCCUUGGAUUCCUUUCUCCUUCAAACAGAGGUGGGCUAAUGACAGUCAUGCUUUUGCUAUGGGUUUUCAUGGGGCUUUUGGCUGGUUAUGCAUCAGCCCGCUUGUACAAAAUGUUCAAAGGAUCAGAGUGGAAGAAAAUUUCCCUCAGGACUGCAGUCAUGUUCCCUGCUUCUGUCUCUGCUAUCUUCUUUGUAUUGAAUGGUCUUAUAUGGGGGCAAAAAUCGUCUGGAGCUGUGCCGUUUGGAACAAUGUUUGCUUUGAUCUUUUUAUGGUUUGGAAUCUCAGUUCCACUUGUUUUUGUUGGUGGCUAUAUUGGGUUCAGGAAACCUGCAAUUGAGAAUCCCGUGAAGACAAACAAAAUCCCAAGGCAGAUCCCUGAACAGGCGUGGUACAUGAACCCGGCCUUCUCAGUUUUGAUAGGAGGAAUACUCCCAUUUGGAGCUGUUUUCAUUGAGCUUUUCUUCAUCCUCACAUCAAUCUGUUGUGCAGUGAGGAUUACUUGUGGUGGUGGCGCUCUUACCUCACAUCGGGCUCUUCUGCACUGUACCUCUUUCUCUUCUUAUGCCUUUUUUGUUGUAACCGGUACCAUCGGAUUUUAUGCAUGCUUUUGGUUCACAAGGCUCAUUUACUCAUCAGUUAAAAUUGAUUAG
Molecule: messenger RNA, 1728 nt
Organism: Vicia faba (fava bean)
Lineage: Eukaryota; Viridiplantae; Streptophyta; Magnoliopsida; Fabales; Fabaceae
Source: the annotation of a GenBank genome assembly